Molecule: messenger RNA, 4196 nt
Organism: Diorhabda carinulata
Lineage: Eukaryota; Metazoa; Arthropoda; Insecta; Coleoptera; Chrysomelidae
Gene: Dp
Product: transcription factor Dp-1
Exons: 10
Coding region: 406-1815 (469 amino acids)
Biological process (GO): regulation of cell cycle; regulation of transcription by RNA polymerase II
Cellular component (GO): nucleus; transcription regulator complex
Molecular function (GO): RNA polymerase II transcription regulatory region sequence-specific DNA binding; DNA-binding transcription factor activity, RNA polymerase II-specific
Source: RefSeq, a predicted model, not a curated record
ACUCUAGUGGCAAUCAUCUUCAACUCAGUCAGCGUAUCCCACGUGAGACAGCAUAGCCAAUGAAAAGAGAGGCUUUGUACCCGCCGCAAAGCUGAUCUGAGGAUGUAUUUGCACGAAAUAGCUCAACUUUGUCAAGCUUUGAGAGUGUCAAAUUCUUAGUAAUCAUAAAAAAUUUGAAAAAAUAUGAAAGUGCAAUAAUCCGUCGAUUAUAAGAACAACUGAAAUUAAAUUUCGGUUCAACAAAUUCGAAAUAUUGGGCUUUAAAGUAUGGUAUUAUUCCGUCGCCAUUUUGACUAAGUUUAGUUGUAAGUGCUGAUGGUUUGAUAGAAUUAUUUACCAAUUUCUUGGAGAUUUCUUAAGAUUUUGAAGACUUUUUCAUUUCGUGCAAUUUCGGAAAGUGUAAGGAUGACACAGCAAACAAAUACAACGAACUGGGUGAUACAAGGAUCGAAUGGGCAGCCUCAAAUGAUUAAAUUGAUGCAACCUACAGGAAAAACUUUUAAUGGCAUAAUGACUUCAGCAAUGACUGGGCAACCAGUGAAAAUUAUCAAGACAUCAGCUUCUGCUUCUGAUGAUUCUCAACAGAUUUAUGCUACCAGCCUCGCCUCUAAUCAAGUUUUAAGAACUAUAUCAACGCCUAAAAUAGUAACAAAAGCCAUUCCAAUUCAAGUUAACAAAGUGCCCACUUUAAAAACCAUAAAAUUAACCCCAUCACAAAUGCAAGGUAUCAAACUUGCGCCCCCUUUGAAUUCUACAAAAGUCCAGAUUUCUCAGCUCAACUCUACUUCGUCCUCGGUACCUGUUUUUACUUCUCAAACUUCGCCAAUAUCGAAAAACGUGACACCUCCAAUUUUAUCGAGGAAAAGACAAGAACACGUGGAAUUGGAAUACGCACCAGAAUCAAAACGUGGGCGAAAAUCGGAAAAAGUGGGUAAAGGUCUCCGUCACUUUUCUAUGAAAGUAUGCGAGAAGGUCAAGCAGAAAGGUACAACCACUUAUAACGAAGUAGCAGAUGAAUUGGUAACGGAAUUCACCAGUUCAACAAAUAACUCUUUGGCGGAUCAGUACGAUCAAAAAAACAUCAGAAGAAGAGUGUAUGAUGCUCUCAAUGUAUUAAUGGCCAUGAAUAUUAUUUCUAAAGAAAAGAAAGAAAUUAGGUGGAUAGGACUACCUACGAAUUCACUCCAGGAAUGCCAUCAGCUCGAACAAGAGAUGCAAAAUAAGUUAAGGACAAUAAUAGAAAAGGAGAGGCAAUUAAAUGAGCUGAUCCUCAAUCAAAUCGCUUUUAAGAAUUUGGCCCACCGUAACAGGGAAAAUGAAAAAUUAUACGGAAUGCCAUCUCCAAAUUCUUACAUCCAGCUGCCUUUUAUCGUUGUCAAUACUAAUAAGAAGACUGUUAUUAAUUGUAGUAUUUCUAAUGAUAAGAUGGAAUAUUUGUUUCAAUUCAAUAACAAAUUUGAAAUUAAUGAUGACAUGGAGAUUUUAAAAUCAAUUGGAAUGUUAUCAGGUUUAGAUACUGGUACCUGUACGCCUGAGAAUUUAGAGAAAAUCAAGACGUUAAUUCCACAAUCGUUAUGGCCAUAUUUGGAUAAAAUAGCUAAUGGACGACCACAUUCGUACGACAGUUUUCUUGAAGAAUCGAGUGCGGGAACUAGUUCGUUUUCUGUGCUCAAUCCAGACGAAUUAGUAGAGGCGCGAUUGGACGAAGAUAAUUCGCGUCAGUCGUCUAGUUUCGAUCCGUUAUCGCCCAGUCCGCAAGAUUAUUCUGAAGAAGAAGCCGAAUCGGACAUUUCUAGUGAUAAUGAUGUCCAUUAGUAUUUUUAUUGUUGCAUUGUACUCCGAUAUCGUGAGUGUGUAUUUUCGUACAAUUUUCAGAUAAUUCGGCGCGACGUCCAACUCGUUACAAAAUCGGUCUAUAAAAAAAAAUUAUUUUUUUAGAAAGUUCUCCACAAAUUAUUUUAAUUUUAUUAUUUUUUCUUUUGAAAAAAAUUUUCGAAUUUUUUAAGUCUCCGAAUUAUUUCUCUAAUUACAAUUGGUUUGUUAGUUGUAUGUCUAGAAUUGUCGCAUUUAUUAUUAUGUUUCGAAUCAGUACUUUUUGUGAUGUUGUAAACCUCAAACGGUAGAUAUUCGUUUGCAGAGCAUGUAGGUUUCACAAUCUUUGGUUACUUUCCGUCAGAGUAAAGGUUUUAUGAGUUAUUGCAUUGACUCUUAGUCUAAUUUGGCUGUCUGUAAUCGUUUAAAAACCAUUCCUGAAUUCAAUUUGUUCACACUUUUUCUAAUGAGUCUUUAUAUCCUAUGGGUUUCACAUAUCGAUCCCAAAUAUGUUUCUCAGAGGACAAAUCUUCACACCUACAAGUGGAAACCAGUAAUUUUCUUGAAUCUUUUUUCUACACGGUAAGGUUUUGGAUCGGUAAAAGGCUUUUUUAUUGUUCCGAAAUCAAAAAUACCUUAUUGUUUUAGGUCAUUAGGUUUUUCUAUGGCAUUCCUAAAUCAAUUUUAAUACCAAUGUCUAUGUUCGUCUAUUUGCGAUAGUCCAGUUUUUAAUUCUACCUAAAAAGGACUUGAAAAACUAGUGGGCAUUUUAUGCCGAUACUAGUUUCUGUCGUUGUUUUUUAAUCAUCUGUAUACCGUUUUAUGAUAUUUUCCUUUAUUUUCAUAAUUUUUCUUACUACUUAGCAUCAUAAACUCCAUAUUCAUGCUUAUUUUUUUCCAUCAUUUGCGUUUUAUCCUUUUUAUUUUGAAAAAAAAAUUACAUUUGUCAAAUUUGGAUUUUUGUACACCGAAAAUCAAUUUCAAAUGCCGAAUCUUUACAAAAAAAAAGACAAGUGAAAAAAUAACCUUUUUUACAUGAAAAUAUUGUAGCGAAAAUUAGCACCAAAAUAUAUUUUUGUCUAUUAGAUCGAGAAAACGAAAAAGUAAUAAAAUUUCCGAGUGAUAAAUAUCAAGUGCUUAAAAAAAGUUUGUAGAUAUUGAUUGGUUUUUUUUGUAAUGGACCAAAUUCCCAUUAUUAAAUAAUUUACUCACAAUCUAAAAUUUAUUUUACAGACCGAAUGAAAAGUAGAGUCGAUUUUUUAUUCAUGUAAUCAUAUAUUAACAACUACUAUUAAUUAAUUAUUCAAGCACUAAAUUCCAAUUCCCUUUGCUCAUUUCCUCCAUUUGCACAAGUUGAAAUUUCUGGAACUUUGAACUGAACACUAUUUUUUAUACUGACACUCACACUAUUUGGUCCUAUGAACUCUAUUAAGUCGCUGUUUCAUACUUGCCUCAAAGCAACAAACAGUAAAAAUGUGAACCGUCUUUCGGCUUUUUUGAAAUUCGCCCUGCAAAAUUAAAUAUUUACUGUGACCAUUUGGCAACACUACGCCUUGGUGAGUUAAUAUUAAGAUAUGUGGUUAAUCAAAGAAAUCACUCUUAAUAAAAAAGGCUUUGUUGCCUGUUAAUAAGAACAAUAAAAGAAACAUCUAUACAAUAGAAUUGGGGCUUAUGUUGGCACACGUCGUGCGCAUGUGAUCUUCCACACAUACAAGAGAUCAUGCGCGCUUUGUACAACGAUUCACAUUCGCACAUUUAUAAAAUUUAAUACAGAAAUACGAAUUAAGUUAAUCAUAUUUGGUUCACUGCUACCUGUAAAUCUAAAAUCAAAUUAGAACAACAAUUUAGUACAUCGAACGACUUAACCUUGUAAUGAACCGCAUGCGUAACGUUUUCUUUUUAGUAUAUAAUCGCACGGUAUACAUCAUUUAAGACUAGUAGUCAUGUUAAGUCUGCCACAUUAAAAAUCUAGUAGUUGAUAAUAUAUGAAUAACAAAACGAUAAAUAAUUCAUUAUGAAAUAAUCUAUACCCCGAAUUUUUUACUUUUACCCGAAUUUAUGUCACAUUUUUAAGUAUUACAAAUUUUUUAUAUAUAUAUUUUUCCCAUUCCCUGGAAUUUGUACAUAUUUUGGAAGAAACCGCGUGACAGAAAUGUUUGUUGUAAUUAUUUUUGUAUAUACAUAUUUUUUUUUUGAAUAAAAUCAGUUUUUUUGUUGGAUAUAGUAACAGUUAGGUUAUACAAUCUUUACAUUUAUGUUUGAUUUUUAAAUUUUUAUUGUUAAAAUUAAAAUUAGAUUAAGAACCUUUAUGUGUACAAACACACACACACACAAAUUGAUGAUUUUAUUCCGAAAUCAAUAAACUCAAAACAACGUUUACAAAA